Messenger RNA from Anopheles coluzzii, 966 nucleotides. It is a transcript of the gene Mthfs, whose product is annotated as 5-formyltetrahydrofolate cyclo-ligase. Bases 186 to 794 code for a protein of 202 amino acids. Gene Ontology annotation, cellular component: mitochondrion. The record is from RefSeq and is a predicted model, not a curated record. The transcript has 5 exons. Gene Ontology annotation, biological process: tetrahydrofolate interconversion; folic acid-containing compound biosynthetic process. NCBI's taxonomy places the organism in Eukaryota, Metazoa, Arthropoda, Insecta, Diptera, Culicidae. Gene Ontology annotation, molecular function: 5-formyltetrahydrofolate cyclo-ligase activity.
GUGUACCGGCGUUGUCUAGCCAGUAUCAAUCGUCAGUAGUAGCAGUAUUUGUAACACUCGGCCCAAGUGUAGACAGUGCGAACAGUUCUAAAACCUUUACCUGUAACAUCACCCUCAACUUCGAUCCCAAAUUUGUAUGUUUCAAAUCUAAUUCCGCACCCUAACCCUCCCAACAAAAACAAAACAUGCAGCGCAUUCCGAAUCCCGCUAAAGUAGCCCUCCGCCAACGUAUCAAGCAGCAGCUGCACGCGCUAACGCCCGCCGAACGUCAGCGACAAUCGAGCAUCAUCAUCGACAAGGUUACGGCACUUCCGUUCUACGAGCAGUGUCAAAGGAUUAGCGUCUAUCUCAGCACCGACACCGAAGUCAACACCCGGCCCCUGCUGGAGCGCAUGUUUCAGCAACGCAAACAGGUUUUUGUGCCGACGUACAACAGGACCGCGAUGAAAAUGGUACGAAUCAAUGAUAUGGAGGAUUACGAGCGGCUACCGACGACCACGUGGAAUAUCAAGCAGCCCGCCUUCGACGAUGUAACGCGUGAAGAUGGUCUCACAACAGGAUUCGAUCUAAUCAUUCUGCCCGGUGUAGCGUUUACCCGUGCAGGUGGGCGUCUCGGUCACGGUGGUGGAUAUUAUGAUCGAUUUUUGCACGAGUACUUUGGCAAACAUCCCAACGGCCCGCAGCACACCACCCACCUGGUGGGGGUCGGAUUUAGCGAGCAAAUUGUGGCGGCCGACGAGUUGCCGUCCGACGAGCACGACGUAUCGAUUGAUUGCAUUGUAACAGCGGAUUGAAUAAUGUAGCGAGCGACCGGUAUUGUGCCGUUUAAUUGCAGCCUGUUGAAUACUCAGAAUGGGUGGCGGUUAGAAUCACAAAGGAGGGUAAAGGGUUUGGUUUUAAAGUGCCCAUACCAAACACUUUUGACGUCAAAGGUCUUUUUUUUAAUUUUCAAAGAAAAUAUAAGUA